UAACACUGCUUUGAGGAGGGCGCCAUACGAACAUGAGAUGAAUGUUCUUUGAGGCUUACAACACCCUCAAGCAUUGGCCGAGGUUCCACUGAUCUGCCUUGAGUAUCCUGAGGCGUGAGUCAAUGAGAAUGCGCUCGACGUGCUAUUGGCUGCAGCACUACCUGUUCAGAGGUGACCUAUGGCAAUAUUUUUGGGCGUAACAGAUCAUGCAAAUUGUAUAUAAUGUGAACACUCUGCUUCGAAAGGUGAGUGCAUUGAGUAUCCAGCGCUCUUGGUUUUCUUCACUUUUCAAUCUUCAACUCUCUUUUCAAAAAUGGUUGCAACAAGCAUGUCUGGAUCUGUUGAUGCCACCAGUCAGACUUCGUUCCAUAACCCAGCAUCUCAGCCUUCAGCUCAAUCUUCAAUCCAACCAACAAUUAGUGACGAGCCGGAUCACUCCAGCGAUAGUGAUGAUGGCUCAAAUUCUUCAUCUGUUACAGACUUCGAUACAACUCAUUGUCUCUUCUGCAAUAGCAUGUCCGAGAGCAUCGACACAAACCUCAUUCACAUGUCAAGAUCGCAUGGCAUGACUAUACCAUCGCCACAUCAAUUGACUGUCGACCCAACGACUUUGCUCACAUACCUCAACCUUGUGAUUUCAGUCUAUCACGAAUGUCUUUCUUGCGGAACCCAGCGACGCAACACUCAAGCAAUCCAACAACACAUGCUUGGAAAGGGACAUUGUGCAUUCGACAUCUCAGACGUGGAGUCCGAAUAUCGAGAAUUUUGGGAUUUCAGUGGGGAGCAGACGAAAGUAGAAGUGGAUGGUGACAAUAUUCUUCUGCCGUCUGGGAGGACAGUACUGCAUCGCUCGACUCGAACUACACAACGGCACCAGAGGCUGUCAACUUCAGACAUGACUUCCCUCUCGCUGUCACAAGCCUCGCUAUCCUCCACUCCGCUAUCCGACGACCAACCCACCACUACCUCACCUGUGCCCACCCAAGCAUCUCAAAAGCAAGCACUUACAAAACAAGACCUGCGCGCUUUAACCCUCAACAAACAUCUCAGCACCCUCCGCACGAGCGAUCGUCUUGCCCUGGCACAUCUCCCUGCUUCCGAACAACGUGCCAUCCUAUCUUCCCAACACAAACAACUUCAAAAAGCAAGACGGCAGGAACGAGAUAUGCAAGCACGACUGCAACGGAAGAAUAAUCAAACAAUGAUGCAGCAUUUCGUUUCUGAUGUUCCGGGUCCAAAACUGGGUUGAUAGUAUGUUAAGAAGAGACGAUAAAAUAAAAGUCAAUUCUUUAUUUUUGUUUCUAUUUGAGUGUAGAGUGUGUUGAAACUGUGCUACAUAUGUUUUCUCUGCAUCGAUUUUUUUUUGGAACUAGAUAGGAACUACCGUCCCCCUAUCCAUGGUCAACCCAAAUUCAUAGCCG
Molecule: messenger RNA, 1421 nt
Organism: Aureobasidium pullulans EXF-150
Lineage: Eukaryota; Fungi; Ascomycota; Dothideomycetes; Dothideales; Saccotheciaceae
Exons: 1
Coding region: 314-1249 (311 amino acids)
Biological process (GO): ribosomal large subunit biogenesis
Cellular component (GO): preribosome, large subunit precursor
Source: RefSeq, a predicted model, not a curated record